This is a messenger RNA of Trichosurus vulpecula (common brushtail), 3524 nucleotides long. RefSeq names its product serum response factor binding protein 1 (gene SRFBP1). The transcript has 8 exons. NCBI's taxonomy places the organism in Eukaryota, Metazoa, Chordata, Mammalia, Diprotodontia, Phalangeridae. Bases 134 to 1414 code for a protein of 426 amino acids. Gene Ontology annotation, cellular component: nucleus; 90S preribosome. Gene Ontology annotation, biological process: maturation of SSU-rRNA. The record is from RefSeq and is a predicted model, not a curated record.
CUGGUGUCCAAGUGGGUUUUCCCGAGAAGCGUGCAGGGGCCGGGACGGCAGGGCACCGUGGGUGUCAGUGGGAGCGUUGGACCCUGCGCCGUCGUCCUCUGCUGUGGCUGCUUUCGGGUCUGGAGGCUUGGCUAUGGCUCAGACGGGGAUACUAAACCUCAAUAACGAGGUGGUGAAGUUGAGGAAAGAAGUGAAGAGGACUCGAGUGUUGGUUAUUCGCAGGCUUACCAGGCAUCUCGCCAAACUGAAGUCAAAAAAGGGUACCGAAGAUUUGUUAUCAAAAAAUCAAAGACGAACACAACGCCUACUUGAGGAAAUUCAUGCCAUGAAGGAUGUAAAGCCUGAUGAAGUAACUAAAUCUGCCCUUGACGAUGACAUCAACUUUGAAGAAAUCUGCAGAAAGCCAGAUUCUACGGCAACAGAAAGAGCAAUUGCUAGACUAGCUACGCAUCCGUUACUGAAGAAAAAAAUAGAUGCACUAAAAGCUGCUGUCAAAGCAUUUAAAGAUUCAAGACAGAUUAUUACUGAAGUUGAAUCAUUGAAGGAUUCUUCAGAAGAAAACUACAGUGAGAAGACAGGGGUAAAGCAGAGCUCUGCUGGCAAUUUGAAUAAAUUCAAGCACCAAGAAAAUACAGUAAUAAAGGAAGAAAAUGUUAAAACGUUACCAAAGAAGCCAAACACACUUGAAAAAAAAAUGAGUAAAAUGGAAGACAAGCAGAAAACAGGGAUUCCUCCACAUGUGGCAUUAAAACCUUCUCAGGAGCCUGCUUUGAUUGCUUUAGAAACCCAAAAUACAGAAAAGAGAAAUCUUGCCAUCACCACCAAGACAAAUAGAACAAAAAUUUCUACCAUCAUCACUAAUGAUGGCAGUGAUGUGGAAGAACAGAGUGAAGGAGAGAAGGAAUAUUUCGAUGAUAGCACAGAAGAAAGAUUUUAUAAACAGUCUUCACUCUCUGAAGAUAGUGAUAGUGAUGAUGAUUUCUUUAUUGGGAAAGUUAAGAGGACCAGAAGGAAGGAAAAUAGUUGCUAUUCUUCAGUUAAGGACCAAAAGACUUCCCAAAAAGUAUCACCCGAAAAAGAAAAGCUUGAGAGACUGGAAAGUAUGGAGAAAAUGAGGCCAGUUACAAAAGCCAGGAAGCUAGAAUCAACAUUUUUUUCUUCUUUAUCUGAAUCCAGAAGGACAAGAAGAAAUGCCAGAGAACAGCUUCCUAAAAACAGAAUUCCAGCUUUUCAACAAAAUGAACCUCAGAUCAAGAAUCACCUUGACAGGACUGUGUAUACAAGGCCUGAAAAUAAGAAGCAGCAGUUGCAGCAGCCCCUUCAUCCUUCUUGGGAAGCAAGCCGGAAAAGAAAAGAACAGAUGUCUAAAAUUGCAGUAUUUCAAGGGAAAAAAAUUACAUUUGAUGAGGACUAGUGGUUCUUGUUUUGGUGAAUUUUUGCAUUAGUUAAGAAGAUUCCCCUAUGUUUGUAUGAUUUAUUUUAGUUGAUUUUCUUUUUUGCCUCUUUUGAAUACUUUUAGAAAGGAAGAGUUUUUUUUUCUAUCUUGUUUUAAUUCCAGUAACUUUAUAAUUGAGUUUGUGUAUUUAUGGUGUACAUCUACAUUUUAAAAUAAUGAUUACUAUAAUAAUGCCUGUAAGAAAAUCAAAUACCGUGUUCUUGAAAAGUCUUCAUCACCUAACAUUUUGCUAUUUCAUGUUUAAAGAUAUUUUUGCAUUAUUCUUUUUAUCUCAGAUUAUGCUGGUUUUAUUUAUCGUGGACAGUGUUUCACCUGUUCAGCUGUCUCUUAAAAGCAAGUAUGGGGAUAGAUUGAAAAACAGUAUAAGGGGAAAAUUAACUCACUUUUAAGAGAAAAGCCAUAAAACAAUUUUUGGAAGUUAAUCCUGUUAUCAAAACUAAAAAUAUCAAAGUUGUCAUAUCCAUAUAAUUAAGGUCAAUAUAUUAUGCUUUGAGGAAGUUAAAAAUGCCAUCCAUAUUUUUAUUUUCUUUGGUUUUCUGUAGUGUUCAGGGCUGAACUCCAAACACUUUAGAUAAACAUUUUAAUCCAAACAAAAAAAUGUUUUCCUUAAUUUUUAAACUCACAAACAAUAAGUUUUUUUUUAACUCAGAAAUUCGUUGCAUAUAACUAAUGGGCCAUAUCCUCUUAGAAAAACAUUCACUGAGGGACAAUAUAAUAGGAGCUAAAUUUUGGGAUAGAUCAAAGUUGGACAAUUGCUUUCACUUUCAAGGUGACCAAGGACAGACUACUGAAAUUACUCACUAAGAAAGGUAAGACUACUGAAAAUGCUACGAGUUUUAUUAUUUAAUAGGAAACCCUAGCCCCAGAAAAUGCCUUAAGAUAUGUUUUUCUCCUCUCAACUGGGAGAAAUUAAAGAUUCUUGGUUAACUGAAUAACAAGCAUGAUCAAUUCCAUAUGUACUAAGAGUUUACACUGCACUUAUUACCCAAAAAAAGCCAUCUGGUGAGCAGGAAAUUCAUGAGCUCUGAAAAGUUAUUUCUACCUUCCAUUAUGAACUUAAGGACUUAAAAAUUAAGAACAUGGGGUCUAUAGAAGUGUUCCUGAAAAUGGAAGCUCUAAAUGAGCUACAUUUGUAGUUUUGUUACACUGAGAGAGGCCAAAAUAUGAGGUUGGAAAGACCAUCAAUGGUAGAGAACAAAGAUGUGGAGUACUUACUGCUUGUGUUGUCCUGUCCCUUCCUCUCUUUGGCCACCAUUCCCAAAUCUCCUCUACUUCACCUCUCCUUCCUCCCUCCAAAAGGUCACUUUUAUUUCAUGGACAAGUUUUAAGUGUUUGGGCUGAGAGAAACUAUUAGUUUGGAGUUUGGAAUGCAUGGGAUCUUGGGGAAAGGGGCAUUCGCUGUACUCCAGAAUAUGGUAGUGUUUAACAAAGAUUCUAUUCAGUUAAGCCUAAAGUUGCCACUCCUAUUUAUUUUGGUCUGUAGCAUUACUACUCUCUUCUGUUAGUUAAUGUGCCUGAAUUUAAUAUCAUGGAUAACACAGGCCUGGAAAACAGUCAUUUACAGUCAUUUCUUACAUCUACAAGUAUUAUUCGCAAUUAGAAGUGUCUAGCACCAAAUUUGUACAGAUCUGGCUGGAGUGGAUUUGGAUUUCAGUCAUAUUUCUUAUGUCUAUUCUCCAGUACAUUGAAUGAAACAAUGGAACUGCCUGUUUGGGUGGGCCUGUAUGAGGGUAGUUGUAAAAGUUCUAAAGAAUUCAGAGCGUGUUUAGGACCAUGGAUUGUGUAAUGCCUAAGUACCCUGUCACUGUACAUGGUAAUACUCUCUCCAUUUUGGAACAUGUGUUUCUCUUCUAGGAAAACUUGUUUUGAGAAAAAGCCGUCCUUCUGUAUGUUGUAUUCAGUACAAAAUAAAGUUUUGUUCUGUUGUUUUUCAACAAAGAUAGCCAAAGCACUGUGCAUGGACAAGAGCUGUUUGUUAUUAUUUCCAAACCCAACUAUACCCCUCCCCCAAAUAUUUAGUUUUUCCAAUUUUAACAAAUAAAGGGGAAUAGUUUCAUCUGUCUUUUAA